Dermacentor silvarum is the source of this 1193-nucleotide messenger RNA. Its product is annotated as collagen alpha-2(IV) chain-like. Gene Ontology annotation, molecular function: serine-type endopeptidase inhibitor activity. The record is from RefSeq and is a predicted model, not a curated record. Lineage: Eukaryota; Metazoa; Arthropoda; Arachnida; Ixodida; Ixodidae. Bases 96 to 1193 code for a protein of 365 amino acids. The transcript is spliced from 2 exons.
UGAAACCGGAACCCAUUUGCAGCCAAGAUCCAAUACCUGAUCGCUGUUUUCUCCGAAACAAGCGCUGGUUCUUUAAUUUUAGAAAUAACACGUGUAUGGAGUUCCCGAAGAAAGGUUGUGGGAAAGGCCAAAACAGCUUCUCCACCUUGGAGAAGUGCAUGAAUACAUGCAGCUAUAAUCGAGUAACGGCAGCCUGCCCAACUUGCGAAGAAAAACUCCAAACCGAGCAACGGCCCUUGGGAAAACCAGGAUUACCUAGCCAAAUCGGUCAACUCAGCCCACCAGUCAUUCCCGCCCAACCUAGCAUGCCUGUACAACCCGGAAAACCAGGUCAAUCUGGCAUAGGCUUACCGGUCCAACCAGGCCAACCAAGCAGACCCGGUGUCGGCUUUCCCAGCCAACAAGGCCUACCCCCCAUGAACGGUGGACUGGCUCAGCCUGUACAACCUGGCUUAAUGGACCGACCCGGCCAAGUCAGCCCUAGUAAUCCCGGCCAAUACGGCCAACCCAGCGGACCCGGUGUCGGCUUUCCCAGCCGACAAGGCCUACCCCCCAUGAACGGUGGACUGGUUCAGCCUGUACCUGGCUUAGUGGGACGACCCAGCCAAGUCAGCCCUAGUCUUCCCGCCCAAUCCGGCAAUCCCAGCGGAAACAGCGUCGGCUUACCUGGCCAGCCUGGCUUACCUCCCUUCAGUGGUGGACCUCGUCAUCCACAUAAACCUGACCAAAUUGGACGGCCAAGCGAUUCCAGUGCUAACUUGCUACCCAAUAGAUCCGCCCUAUCCGGCCAGUCUAAUGGGCACCGCGUCGGAUUACCGAGCCACAACCUUCCAUCCCUCCUCGCUACUCCUAACGCCAGACCUGGUCAGUUUAGUCGGCCGGCCUUACCGGUACGGCCAGGUUAUGGCAGUUAUGGUGUCCCGCCCAGUACAACCUCUCAAUACGGUCAACGCAGCACGCCUCGCAUCGACUCAACUGGCUUACCGGCCUUGCCCAGUGUUUCCGGUACAAGCGUACAAGCCACGCCAAACCCUCUUCCCAAUUAUCCCACCGCACCAACGCCAUCCGUCAAUCUCGGCAUGCCCCUGCCACACGGAGUUCCUGCCCAGAACAACCAGCCAUUAUUUCCUGGCUCUACUGGACAACCUCCGGUAGAGAGGCAAUAUCGCCCUUACAGAUCCACUAACCGUUAG